GCGUACUCGUCAACGUCAUCACGCACAGCCGGUCAGCUGAUUCUCGGUCGGUGCGCGAGGAAGAAGUGUUAUUGCUUCUCUAAAUUUGACGGACGAUGAACGGCGCGUCGGUUUUCGUUACGUUGUUGGUUUUAGCAGGUGUUUUUGGAGACCAGCUGACGGUGCUGCGGAGCCCCCAGUAUGUGAACUUCAGGUCGGGAAAAUGGCCGCUGGCUGGAGAGAAGAUCCCGGACCUGGUGGCUCUCACCAUGGGCUUCUCGGUCCGCGAGGAUCUUGAAUGGCCAGGCUUAGCGGCAGGUUCCCUGUUCCAGCGUCCUCGUGCCAACGCCCUGAUCGCCGUCCGUGGCAUCGACAGCUUAGAUCUUCCCUCUAAUGUCUCCUCUUAUCCACUGGAAAAUACGGUGCCGUUCACCCUGGACAGCGUUGCAAACUCCAUCCACACCCUGUUCGCCGAGAGCACUCCUGUGGUCCUGCAGCUCGCCCCCAGCGAGGAGAGGCUGUACAUGAUGGGCAUGGCCAACACGGUAUUCGAGGAUUUGCCCGUAACGCUGCAGCAGAUCCGCGCUCGUCUCUCUCAGGAGGGAUCAGUCCUGCCUUCACUCCCACUCAACUCCCUGAGCCGUAACAAUGAGGCUGAUCUGCUCUUCCUGUCUGAGAUUCAAGUGUUGCAUGAUAUUUCUGCUCUGCUGAUGAGACACAAGCACUUGGCUAAGGACCAGGCUCCUGACCUGUUCUCUCUGGAGCUGGCUGGUAUGGAGGAGCUCGCCCGGCGCUACGGCACGGACUCCCCCCAGUUCCAGGACGCCCGAGAGAUUCUGGUAGCAGCGCUGCAGAAGUUCGCCGAUGACGUCUUCGGCGUUUACGCCAGCAACGCGGUGGUGGAAGUGGUGACGGUGAAGACGUUCGAGAUGCCGCUGACCAGGAAGUCGCGCUCCAUCCUGGAGGCUAAGCAGAUUAGUAACCCGGGAAGCCCCUACAACCUGGCCUACAAGUACAACUUUGAAUACGCCGUCGUGUUCAACAUCGUGCUGUGGCUCAUGAUCGUGUUGGCUCUCGCCGUCAUCGUCAUCUCGUACAACCUGUGGAACAUGGACCCGGGCUACGACAGCAUCAUCUACAGGAUGACCAAUCAGAAGAUCCGCAUGGACUAACCGUGCAUUCCAUCACAGUGUUCUUGUGUAUUGUGCUUGUGUGUGUGUGUGUGUGUGUGUGUGUGUGUGUGCACAGGUUUCUCACUUCCAUUCAUCCCAUACGUCAAGUGUUUGUGUAUAUAUAGCUCUAAAACGUCAGUUUGUGAAUAUUUAUUGAUGCCUGCUAUUUUGUUGAAAAUCUAAAUGAAUACAUAUAUACUAUACACGCAGCGGAUGAAUGAAUUCGAACGAAAUCGCGCUCACGUGUGGUAUUGUGUUGUGUGGUGUUGUGUUCCUGAUCUAGCUACAUGUUGAAUCAGCCGUAUUUAUUAUUGUUUUGUUUUUUUAUUCCUGAUACACUGGACCAUAAUGUCUGAUACUGAUGUGAUGGGGGUGGGGUGAUGCACAAAAAUUGCAUGCAGUAAAACUUCACCUAGGUGUGAUGUUAAAACUAGGAGAUCGUUGGCGUGGUUUUAUUUGGAAAAGUCGAAGACAGUUGGUUAAAAAAAUGUUAGAAAUAUAAUUGUUUGAUCUGACAUGCAGCCAUUGAAGGACAAAAUGGUAGAUGUGAUAUUUUUAACUUGGCUUAACCUCAACUCUCCAUCACCCGGUACGUUCAGCUGACCAUGUUAUGUCCUCUGACCAUAACGUGAACUUUAGCCGAAUUGUUUUACCGACAAGUGUAGAGGUGCAGAGUUCAUUUGUUACCAAAUAAAGUCUUCUGAUACGGUCA
This is a messenger RNA of Ictalurus furcatus (blue catfish), 1863 nucleotides long. RefSeq names its product ATPase H+ transporting accessory protein 2 (gene atp6ap2). The record is from RefSeq and is a predicted model, not a curated record. Gene Ontology annotation, biological process: positive regulation of Wnt signaling pathway. NCBI's taxonomy places the organism in Eukaryota, Metazoa, Chordata, Actinopteri, Siluriformes, Ictaluridae. Gene Ontology annotation, molecular function: signaling receptor activity. The transcript is spliced from 9 exons. The coding region runs from base 96 to 1151 and encodes 351 amino acids. Gene Ontology annotation, cellular component: membrane; external side of plasma membrane.